CUUGUCAAGUUUCCCUAUUUAAAAAAACUAACCUAAAAACAAAAAUGUUAACAAGAAAUUAAAUUAUGGACAAAACUGACAAACAAAGAUUAGCACAAACAGCUGAUUUAUAUUUUUUGAUUAAGAAAUUUUUAACUGCUGGUCCUUUAAAGAAAACAUUACAAGUUUUAAAUGAAGAACUUGAGGAACAUAGGAUUUUACCCAAGAGAAUGGACUGGGAAGGAAAUGAACAUGAAAGAACAGUUGAGGAUAUGGAAAGACAAUUUCCGCAUAUUAAACCAGACUUUUUGUUACAACUUGCCUGCCAAGCUACUAAUACAUAUGGAACCUCCAUAGACAAAUCGAGUAUUACUUCUUUAUUAAGUGCUAAAUUUAAGGAUAUAAGUAAUAUUAAGAAUUUAAAUAAUUUUCGGCAAUAUCAAAAAUAUGUUUCAAGAUACCAUGGUGUUCCUGUACAUGAUAUUAAAUUAUCUUUUAAUAUUUUAAAUGGACUUAGAGGUAGGGAAAUAUCUGGGCCAUUUUCAAGACAACGGACAAUAAAUCCCUCAUUGUAUAGUGCUAUGCAAAUUCAAAGAACAACUUUGGGUCAUUUGUCAGCUGUGUAUUGUUUAUUAUUUGACUAUUCAGGGAAAUUCAUUAUAACAGGUGCAGAUGAUCUGUUAAUAAAAUUAUGGUCAGCAAACACAGGCAGAUUAAUAGCUGCAUUUAGAGGAGCUUCAUCAGAAAUAACUGACAUAGCAAUAAAUCUGGAAAAUAACAUGCUUGCCGCUGGUUCCAUUGAUCGAGUUUUAAGAGUAUGGAAUUUGCAGUCAGGGGCUCCAAUAGCUGUUUUGACUGGACAUACUGGCUCUAUAACCUCGGUAAAUUUUUGUCCCACCGCUUGUUGGGGUGUUAGAUAUUUAAUUAGUACCAGCUCUGAUGGAUCCAUUGCUUUUUGGACUUACGAACAUGAAAAUGGAAAGGUCAAUUUUAGAAACACUCCAAUUAUGUACCAAGAAAAAAUCCGACCUGGACAGGCGCAGAUGAUAUGUUCUUCGUUCAGUCCCGGCGGUACUUUUUUGGCUACAGGAUCUGCCGAUCAUCAUGUUCGUGUCUAUUAUAUGAAAGGGGACGAGGGCCCGAUUAGAAUUGUGGAAACCGAAGCGCACACAGAUCGCGUGGACUCAAUUCAAUGGGCGCACUCUGGCCUUAAAUUUCUUUCGGGCAGUAAAGACGGAACCGCAAUUAUUUGGAUGUUUGAGAGGCAACAAUGGAAAACUGUGUGUUUAAAUAUGACCAUGAAGUUAUCAACUUGUAAAAAGAGUUCUGAGGACUGUUCGAAAAAGUUAAAGGUUACAAUGGUGGCCUGGAAUUUAUAUGAUGAUUGGGUUAUAACAGCAGUCAGUGAUUAUUCUCUUAAAGUUUGGAGUUUGAAUGGAGAACUCGUUAAAGUUCUGACAGGACAUACUGAUGAAAUUUACGUAGUUGAGUCCCAUCCUCACGACACCAACGUCUUUUUAUCUGCAGGCCAUGAUGGCCAACUAUUCGUAUGGGACAUAAAUAAAGGCGAAAUAGUGUUUAGAUUUUUUAAUUCCAUCGAAAGUCAGGGUUAUGGUGCUAUUUUUGAUGCAAAAUGGAGUCCGGACGGACACGUAUUUUCAGCCUCCGACUCCCACGGUCACAUUCUCACUUUUGGUUUCGGAAACGGCAGUACCUUCUUUGAACAACUGCCCAAAGAGCUAUUUUUUCACACCGACUAUAGGCCGUUGGUCCGAGACGCCAAUCACUAUGUACUAGACGAACAGACACAAGUACCACCCCAUUUGAUGCCGCCUCCAUUCCUGGUGGACAUCGACGGUAAUCCGUAUCCGCCUAUGUUACAACGUUUGGUACCCGGACGAGAAAACUGCCGAACCGAGCAGCUAGUGCCAAACAUCGUCAUAGGAAAUGAAGGGACUCAAGAAGUCAUUCAAGAUUUCGAAAUACCUCCACAAGUUUUAGCAAAUGAGGAGGAAAAUCGUGGUAACGUAUCUGCAUUAAGAUUGGUUAGAAGAAGCAGGGACAUGGAAAGACUAAGAAAUAGCACAACAGGUGACUGGCAAUCUGAUCCCAAUAUAGAAUGGAAAAGAAAUAUUUUAAUACCCCCACUCAGACCGGCUUUAAUGCAAAAAUUUAAACAUUACAGGGAAUGCAUGAAAGACAAUGAAGUUGAAGAAUAUCAAAAACAAUUAAAAUUAAGACCGCACAUGAUAAGUACCGGUACUUCAAGCAAUAUAAAAUCUGCCGAUAAAAAGAAAAAUAAGAAAUAUCCAGUUAGAACUAAUAGAUCUGAGCAACCAGUUGAAGAACCGGGACCGCCGGAGCCCGUAACAUCCUCUGACAACGACGAGGAUUCUGAAUGCUCUGGAUAUUCGGAUUGGAUGGCUGAGGAAGGUGUUAAUCUCGAACCACCGAAACGUUCGAAACGUCGACAGAUUCACGUUAGCAUAUCCGAUAAAGAUAACGAUAAUGACGACGACGAUGACGAUGACAGAGAGAGUCUAAGACUGCCCAGCACCAGCACUGGCACUGGCACGCGAAAAAGAAGAGCUCGUGAAGCAAAAGAAAACCACAAAUUAAAUCGGGGAGAUGACGAGGAGGAUGACUUUGAAUCUGAACCACCUAGACCUUCCACAAGCACAAGUGUUCCAAAAAUAUCAAAAAAAACUACCGAACAAUACAGAUUAAGCGAAUGGUUAUCAGAAACGAUACCCAGAAAAUCCCCUUACUACCCCCAAAUGGGAGACGAGAUCGUUUAUUUCAUAGAAGGUCACCAGCUCUAUCUGAAUGCAGUUAGAAAUAAAAACGCUUAUGAAAUUAACACCAAAGAUUUGCCGUGGAACAAAAUGCCUAUUAGGGAUCACGAGUUCGUUAAAGUAAUUGGCAUUCAGUACGAAAUUAAGCCUCCUAGAUUGUGUUGCCUGAGGUUGGCCCUACUCGAUGAAGAAGCUCGUAUGACUGGAAAAAUAUUCACCGUAAAGUAUCACGAUAUGCCCGACGUUUUGGAUUUCUUCGUUCUCAAACAGACUUAUUGCACGGCCAUAUCAAGGAACUGGACAAUUGGUGACAAGUUUCGGUGUAUGAUUGAUGAUGGAUGGUGGAUAGGCGAAAUUAUCGACAAAUCACCGGCCUCCGAUUUAUUUCCAAACUCCUCAUUUUUGUGUUAUGGAAUUAAGUGGCAAAAUGGUGAACAAGAAAGAAUGUCCCCUUGGGAUUUCGAACCUAUUGAUGACAAUCGUAUGCCAACAAAUGAAAACGAAGCACUGCCAGUUAUGCAGGAGGAACUAGAUGCAAUCCUGUACAAACACGUGCCGGAAGACUGGUCCAAUAAUGACCAGGACGAAGUUUGCAAAUACAUUUUGGACGGUCUGACCAAAGUAAUGCAACUAGCGAUAGCCGAACCGUUUUUGGUUCCCGUAGAUUUAAGCAUAUAUCCGACCUACGCAAUGAUAAUAGAAUACCCCAUAGACUUGUCAACGAUUAAGGCUAGGUUCGAGAAUAAUUUUUACCGAAGACUCACUGCCGCCCAAUUUGAUAUUAGAUAUUUAGCUACUAAUGCAGAAAAAUUUAACGAACGACACAGCGUGAUCGUGAAAAGAGCCAGGAUAUUGACGGAACUCUGUCUCAGGAUUGUCAAAAAUUGCACUGGUUAUGUAGAUGUUCAAACCAUCUAUCAUCAGCUUGUGGAUACAUAUGACUCUUCAGAUACUGAAGAUGAAGUUGAAAUAACGCCAUCUAGCAGUAGAACGUUAAGAUCUCUUCCAAAUAGAACGUUAAAGGACUCUGGCGACUGGAAAAACGAAGCCAAAAAUUUGAUAGACGCCGUUUGGGAGGCUGAAGAUUCUAUACCUUUUAGAACACCAGUUAAUCUCCUUAAAUAUCCAGAUUAUAAACAAGUUAUUAAAAAUCCAAUGGACUUGGGUACUGUUAAAGACAACUUUUUGAAUGAUAGAUAUAACAUUCCUCAGGAGUUUAGCAAGGAUAUGAAGCUAAUUUUUCAGAAUUCAAGGACAUAUAACACCAAUAAAAGAUCAAGGAUUUAUGUUAUGACAGUAAGAUUGGCAGCAAUUUUUGAAGAACAUAUGUCAAAAAUUAUAGAAAAUUGGAAAAUAGCAAAGAAAAGAGAAAAACUGGAAACAGAUUUAAAUACAGGAGACGAAUCGUCUUCGUCAUCUUCAGGAUCUUCAAAAAGUGUCAAAUCAGAAAACCUUCCAUUGAUGCGAGGUCGGAAGAAAAUUGACACCUCAGGGGAAGGCAGUGAAAGCGAAGAUGUGCCCUUAGAAUCACUGAAAACUGCCAGCCGAAAUCAAACUGAAACGGACAGUACAAGUACAAGUCAAGAACCAGUAGCGGGACCAUACCAGGAAGAAAAAGGAGAGGAGGCUCCGGUAGAUAUUGAAGGUCAUUCUUCCAAUGCAUCGGAAGAUGAAUAUAAACCGGAAGCACCGGCACCUCGUCGAAAGCGGUAUAGAAGUUCAUCCGAGGAAGAGGAGGAAGAAGAAGAAUUCAUUCAGGAGGAAGAAAGCAGCGAAUCUGAUACGUAUACAAGAAGAAAAAGAACAGUUAGAAAAAGACCGGUAAGGAAAAAACCCAAUAACCAAAGUUCCGACGAUUACGAAGAUGAUUCCGAUGCAAGCGUUGAAGCGAAUCACCGAAGUAAAAGACAGCGGAAACCGACUUCUUCCGAAGAUGAUAGUGAUAGUGAUACAGCGGACAGUGAUAGUGAUGACGAAAAACCACUAAGGACAGUAAGAAAAAAUAAGACAAACGGAUAUUUUUCUACAGUUAGUAGUAGAGGCAGGGUUAGAAAAUUGACUCCCAGAGCUAUAGCUUUAAUGAAAAAAUAAUGUUUAAAUUUACUUAUUGCCUUUUUAUUUUAUCGUAUUUUUUUAGAGUUAUUGUAAUUUUAAUUUGUAGAAUUUGUAUUAUAAUAUUGUCAAUUUACAAUCUAUGUUUUUUAUUUAAUGUCUGAG
This is a messenger RNA of Brassicogethes aeneus, 4991 nucleotides long. Lineage: Eukaryota; Metazoa; Arthropoda; Insecta; Coleoptera; Nitidulidae. The record is from the annotation of a GenBank genome assembly.